Molecule: messenger RNA, 506 nt
Organism: Neodiprion virginianus
Lineage: Eukaryota; Metazoa; Arthropoda; Insecta; Hymenoptera; Diprionidae
Product: ATP synthase subunit g, mitochondrial-like
Exons: 2
Coding region: 109-411 (100 amino acids)
Biological process (GO): proton motive force-driven ATP synthesis
Molecular function (GO): proton transmembrane transporter activity
Source: RefSeq, a predicted model, not a curated record
GUUCCCUGGAAUUACGUCACCGUCAUUUCUGUAUCGAGGAACGGUGGAAUUUCAACAUCCCGUGUCUUUUCGUGCAGUUUUUUGAUUCCUGGACGAAGAAGCACGAAAAUGGCAGCGCAACUACCAGCGAAGGCCGUGGGCCUACUUAAAACUGGUAUGGUCUUGGCAAAGCCUAAACUGCAGGUUUUCAGGCAAUACGCCAUGGUCGAGUUGACACCACCAAAACUUUCCGAUAUUCCUGCUAUUCGUUCCGGAAUUGCGAAAAUCUUAUCGAGCGCUAAGAAUGGCAGUUACCGUAAUCUGACUGUUAGAGAAGCGUGGUUGAACACCCUCGUUGGAAUCGAAGUCCUCUGCUGGUUCUAUAUCGGUGAAGUUAUAGGAAAACGUCACCUUGUUGGCUACAAAGUUUAAAUCAGACUCCAAAUCUAUCUGCUAGAUAAUUGUGUAUAUUUAUAAAUGUUCUCGGAAGAGCAAGACAUUCGCAAAUAAAACUUAUAGAAAUUGAA